AUGCCACCACGCACUCGCUCAAAGCCCUUUGGGCCAGGCUCCCCAAACGCAGUUCAGGGGCUGCCUGACCCUGCUCCUCGUCGUCGCCGAGCGACACGCUCCGUGUCUGCUCAACCACAGGACGCCCAGCCUGCCCAGCCUGUCCGCGAACCCAAGACUCGCAAGACCCGUGGCAAGGCCUCCUCACGCGGUAGAAAGAAGGUGGCGCGACGCGCCUCUCCCUCCGAUUCCCAGCAGGACCAGCUUGAUGAUGCCGCUCUAAGCUCCGGUGCUGUGGCCCAGACACAGAACGAGACGGACCGUCAAAGUAACGAAACGCAGGAUGCCGGCCCUACGCCGCCAUCGUCCGAGGUUCCAGCCACCGUUCUCCCGUCAAUAGAGAACAGUGAGACUGAGGCGACUGCUCCCGCUACCGGAGUGUGUGAGUCGCCGCCCCCCCCCAAACCUUCCAUCUCGUCCCCUGGUCCCGUUCUAUCCCCUGGUCCCGUUCUAUCCCCUGGUCCCGUUCUAUCCCCUGGUCCCGUUCCGCCUCCUGGUCCCAGCUCUGGAUCGUCGCCGGCCGCGGCCAUGGAGACUGGUCGUUCCCGACGUAGCUGGUUAAUGACCAAGCUGCAGAAGGUAUACCGCCUCUUCACCAUUGGCCGUGGUGCACUCAAUGAUGUCGCAGCGCCUGGUCCUGAUUCCGCUGCUUCCGUGGCUGCUUAUUCUCCUCGACGGCCUCAACACACCCCUAUGUUGAAUUUCAACAUAGCCCCAGCACAUUCUGCGCUAGAGGAUUUAGAACUGAUCAACCUCCUUUGUGCAGCACGGUCCAUUGAAUGGGCGUCGAGACCUCGUUCUCGCCGGGCUUCUGAGACCGCGCGGCUGCCUUCUCCCUCGCAGUCGCGCGUACUCCGCGCUCAACGUGCCUCGCCAAUUCGUCGAACACGCACCCCUCAUUUGCGGAGAUUGAGUGCGCAGCGCAUGGAGGACAGAGACGGCUUUGGCCGCACCCUGUUCCGGCUACCCGCACUCUUGUCUUCCCGUCAUGAAGGUGAUGCAGACAGUAAGCCGGAUGACGAUGUGAACCCUGCCAAAGAGCGGGAUCAUGUGGACGCUCCCGCUUCAGUGACUGCAGCUAUUGAUUUUCCUCCUCCGACGACCCCAGAGCGAGGCACGCUGGCCUCCCUCGAGACGCCUCAGACCGCACCCGCUGCGGCAGUCAAUGGCUCGUCUGGGUGGAGCCGAUGGAUUUUCAACGGUGUGUCGCGAAGGUGGACGGUACUUCGAGGCCGUCUUCACCACGGUGAGAACGACGACGACUCUCAGGCCAUCUUCCAUGAUAAUGACGUGGUCGCCUCCGAAGAGUCUGCCAAUCCAUUUUCGGCUGGCUCUCAGGUAGCUACUAGCCGAUACGACGAGGCUAAAAGUCCGGAAACUACCACAGGUGUGGUGGAUACAAUGCCUGCUGUCUCCGCUUCAUUCCCUGCGCCCACGGUAUCAAUAGCAUCUAGAGCCGUUGAAAAAAUCUCCAACAUCCUGUCCCCGCGUCGUAUUCAGUCGCGUCCUUCCUCCCCCGGCUCAGACCUGCCUCGACGACGUCGUCGCGCCUCAUCUUUUAUUGAUGCCCGGACACUCCUCAAUCCUGACGCGCCAACAUCUGGCAAGGGCUAUGAGGACCAGCACACAUUCGUUAAACGUCGACAAGCGGCUCGUUUGGCCAUGGAGAAGGAACAGCGGGACGUUCGGAACCGUGAGAUCAAAAAAGCGCAGCUCGCUGAGGCUGCUGCCCGAGAGAUUGCCAGACAGAAGGCAAUGGUUGAGGCUGAAGUCGCAUCACGCCCUGCAAUUCCUUACCGCAGGCAUAUCGAGCGACCCAGUCAGAGCACAAAUGGCAAGACUUCGUCGGAACCGAAUCCGCGCAAGCGCAACCGUGGAUUUGGACUAGAUGAAGAUGAUUUGGCCGUUCACGAGGAGGACUUUACCCCUGAAGAAUGGAACAGAGUCAAGCGCCAAGUGGAGGAAGCAGAGCAAGAGGCGGCCAAGGCUGCCCAUGGAAUCUCACCUCCCACUAAAAAGCGUCGCGUUGAUUCAACUUCCCAGCAGCAAAAGCGAACCCAGCAAUCCGAUUACCGUUCCGCACCAGGGCCAUCUCGUCAGGCCCAGCCUCCAAUCCGAACUCCGGGCUUCGUUCCUAAUAGACGAGGAACAUACGCGCCUCCCGAUCUUUCGCCCAUCGAUUCAAGUCAACUGAUGUGUGAAUCCGAUUUCUCUCCCGCACCCCAAGAGCUUCAAUCAACUUCCGACACCUCAGCAAACACCGCGGUUCAAACUUUCGAUGCUUCCAACGUGUCAACAAGUACAGAUCGAGCUCCUUCAAGCUCUCAAAAAGGUAUGAUGAUCAAUGGUGUAUUCGUUCCAGAACGUCUUCUUCCCUACUGCAACUUGGAUGCCGCUGGACCGUGGCGGCGAAUCCGCCCAAGCCCCCAGAUAAGACAGGUGGAGCGCAGCCGGCGCCCUUCUUACUUUACGUUUCUCACUUCAUUUGGUGAAGCCCUGGGACGACUUCGCCGUCAGCUGGCUGGGACAGUGAAUGCGACAAUGCAAGAGGCCCACCAACGAGCUGAGAUGCAACAACGCCUUGAGGCUGCAUGCAAUAGGAGAAUUAAUGAGCAAUGGCUUGCGCGCCAGGAUAUUGCGAGCUCCUCAGGUUCUGUUGUCAAAUUCAAAAUCCCUGAAUUCUCCUUUUUCCCGGACCCCUCCCCCAAGCUUCAAGCAUUCAACGCAGCUGCAACUUCGUCUUCGAAUGCGCGCAUCCCACUUCGAUCAUGUCUCAAGCGUAAACGCGAGACCCUGAAAAUUCCCCAUGAUAGCCUGGAGUCCUCCCCAGACCUGCCCACUCCACAUAUGACAAAGCGUCGGCGGGGGUUUUAUGCCCCGGAUCCGUACGCCUCAUCUUCCAGUCCCUCGGUGUCCUCGUCCCGGUCAAAGAAGACGAAGCAGGCCAAGGGAGUGAAAGCCCCAGAUCCGUGUGUCGCGUCUCCAAGCUCUCCAUUGGCACAAAACACACACGCGGAAUCUCCGUCCACUGGUCUCGAAUGUUCCCCCUUCAGUCCCACUUCACUCUCUAUUUCCCUGUCCCAUGGGCCACUUAAUGGGAAAUCGGCGCCUCCUUCUCCGUCUCAUAAGACCAAACAGAGACGGAGGCCCCAAGUCCCGGCCUUGAAUAGCUCGUCUUCAGGUUCCCCCUUGGCACGCAAGACACGCGCCUUAUCCCAGUUUAUUGGUCCCAGACGUUUCCCCUCCAGCCCUUCUCCCCAUUUUCUCUCCCUGGAUAGCGAUCGAACCGUUGAAGAAUCACUGCCCUCAUCUCCCCCAGUUCCGGCGUCGCACCUUGCGUCUUCGAGAGGCGGCCCAUCUCAAGGAAUACCGACUGACCGAUCUCAUCCUAAUCUAGCCCCCGAUAACGAUACCGACCCCGGCGUUGACGUUGGUGACGGUAAGAAGUACUCUCCUCUGACUCGUGCUCGAAACAAGGCCGAGCAGUUCAAACCGAAGACUCCUAGUCGCCUUCGGGAAUCUGCUCGCUUCCCAGGCAGCAACAACUCAACACCAUCUUUGUUUGGCGCGUCGACACCAUCAUUCAAUGGCGUAUCUCUUAACGGUACUCCUGAUCAGAGUGACAUCAAGUCAUUGAAUAGCUCAUCAUUCUUGGCAAACACCGAGCGGACGCCAGAGGUUGCUAGCACCACGACCCUUGACUCGAAUGCUCGGGCUUCAUCGUCGGCUGGUGUUUUUCAAGACACGAGACCGGCUGCUGAGCCAAUAGAGGCAGCAGAACUUGGGAUGCCCAGUAUUUUCGAGGAUGUGGCCUGGCUUGCGGGAGUACUGCCCGACGGAGACUUCCAUGGCCUGCCGUGGCCAGAACCACAAAGCCUCACGAAACAGUUGGUCAUCGACCAGAAUGAGGUGGUAGAUGCUGGGGAAUGGCAGAGGAAAGGAGCCGACGUCCUUAGUCAUUUUGAAAAUUUGUUUGGGCAGUUCUGCCCUCGCACUUCUGACUGA
Molecule: messenger RNA, 4044 nt
Organism: Penicillium diatomitis
Lineage: Eukaryota; Fungi; Ascomycota; Eurotiomycetes; Eurotiales; Aspergillaceae
Exons: 4
Coding region: 1-4044 (1347 amino acids)
Source: RefSeq, a predicted model, not a curated record